Molecule: messenger RNA, 974 nt
Organism: Chaetomium fimeti
Lineage: Eukaryota; Fungi; Ascomycota; Sordariomycetes; Sordariales; Chaetomiaceae
Product: Isochorismatase-like protein
Exons: 2
Coding region: 392-964 (190 amino acids)
Source: RefSeq, a predicted model, not a curated record
CUUUCGUCUUGACUCUGACCUGAGGAAGAGUCGUGUUGUACAUCUUCGGCAAUUAUUCACCAGUCCAGCUUGAAUGCCAGUAAAGACACCAAGGAAACCUAAGGAGUCUAGGAUACCUAUUUAUGUGGCAGUCACCCACCAAUAUGAUUGAUGUUCAGGUUACCAUAUUCUUGACUCCUUGCCAAGAUCCACGGGGUUUGCUUCACCACCCCUCGGGCUCAUUGUGACUGAGAGUUGUGAGUCAACAAACAUUACCCCACCCUUCAAGGGCAACUCCCCCCCGUGAAUUGCUUCUCAUUCCUGGUGUACCACGUUGCAAAUUUCCGAGUCCAUCGAAGGUUCCUUACUGAAAUCUUAACUCGACUUUCCUCGUCUUUCCGACACCACCAACAUGGCAACCGCCCUUUUCGUAAUCGACAUCCAGAACGACCUCGCAGCUGACCCAGCGACGCAAAUCCCGCACGCCGAGCGCGUCAAGGCGGCCGGGGACCAGAUUCUGUCCGCCGCUCGCAUCGUCCUAGAAACCCAAAAUGACGAAGUUGCCACACCAUGCACGAUCGUCUUCGUACAACACGAGGAGAAACCGGAGAGCGGGCCUCUAGUGCGGGAGAGCGAGCCGUGGAAACUGGUUUUCGAGCCACGUGCUGGCGCGGAGGAAGAGCGGUUGAUUUCUAAAUGGACACGCGACACGUUUGAAUCGAACCCCAACCUUGCUUCGGAGCUCAAGGCGGCUGGGGUGCAGCAUGUUAUCGCCUUUGGCAUCCAGAGCGAGUGUUGCGUUGAGUCGACCUGCAAUGGUGCCCUCGCCGCAGGAUUCGGGGUCACCCUACUCUCCGGGGCACACUCCACCUACGAUUGUGGACGCAAGACGGCCGAAGAGAUUGAGAGGGAGGUGGAAGAGCGUCUCCGGGAUAAAGGGGUCAAGAUUGUCCCUUGGAAAGAAGCUGUUGGUCUGUGGAAGUAACCGUUCGAAA